Molecule: messenger RNA, 1322 nt
Organism: Leucoraja erinaceus (little skate)
Lineage: Eukaryota; Metazoa; Chordata; Chondrichthyes; Rajiformes; Rajidae
Gene: prkra
Product: protein kinase, interferon-inducible double stranded RNA dependent activator
Exons: 8
Coding region: 139-1146 (335 amino acids)
Source: RefSeq, a predicted model, not a curated record
CCCCUCCCCGCUCCUUCCUUUCCGCCGGAAGCAGACGGACUGGGCCGAGGCCGAGGGCGCCGGCGAGGGGAUCGCUCCAAACCCGGGGACACAGAGCACCUUUUCCGCGCGGCUACAAUCCUACCGCUGGGAAGCAGCAUGUCUGAGGAGAGGUUUACAGCCGCGUCCAAAAGGAGCUCUGGAUGCACCGGUUUGGAACAGGUGAUUGUAGCAAAUCCUGGGAAGACCCCGAUCAGCUUGCUGCAAGAAUACUGCACAAAGAAUGGCAAAACGCCUCAGUAUGAGCUUGUGAAUUCCGAGGGUCAAGCUCACCUGCCCAGCUUCACCUUCAGAGCAACAGUGGGAGAAGUGAGCUGCAAAGGCCAGGGUCAGAGCAAGAAGGCUGCAAAACACAAAGCAGCAGCAGCGGUUCUUAAUAUUCUGAACGGAGGAAGUCCACAGGACACAAUAUACGAUGGUAUAAGCUACGCUUUACAAGAUCCAGAACCCAUUACUUCCCUGAAGCAAGCUCAAAAUCCUCCCAACCCCAUUGGUGCCCUUCAGGAACUGGUGGUACAGAAAGGGUGGAGACUUCCAGAUUACAGCAUUGCUGAAGAAUUGGGGCCUCCUCACAAGAGAGAGUUUGCAAUCGUUUGCAAGGUAGAAACAUUUGAAGAAACAGGUUUUGGUACUUCAAAGAAAUUAGCAAAAAGGGCAGCUGCAACAAAGAUGAUUGCCAAGCUACAGAAUAUUCCUACAGGCUGGAAUGGGGGAGAAGAAUUUAAAACUGAAGGCGUUUCUUUGUCAAACCUCAAGCAUGAUUGUGCUCAGAAAUCAGGAAAUGAAUGGAACGGGUCAAGGGGCACCUGGGACCUUGUAAGGAGGUCACCUGGAGAAAAAAUUAACCAACUGAAGAGAAGCCCACUCAGCAUUCCCAACACCGACUACACCCAGAUGUUGGGGGAAGUGGUGGAAGAACAAGGAUUUGAUGUCACCUACCUUGAUAUAGAUGAACUAACUGUGAAUGGUCAAUAUCAGUGUUUGGCUGAACUCUCAACGCUCCCAGUUACUGUGUGCCAUGGUACAGGGAUUUCCCGUGGUAAUGCCCACAACGAGGCUGCUCACAACGCACUCCAGUACGUGAAGAUUAUGGCUGGACGAAAUUAAGAGAAAAAUAUAUCCACAGAGAAGUCUAAAAUAAGUAACCAAUUCUAAAGAGAAGUAUUUUUGUAAGUUACACGAAGGAAUCUCGGCUUCUAGUUUGGUUGUGUGUACGCACACGUGCAAUGUUUCAAUGGUAUCAAGUCUAAUUCGUUGAAAUAAUAAAAGGAUUUUUCAAAGUA